CAGUAACUCAGUCUGAAUAACGAAAGUCAACCUCAUGGGUAUGGGAGCACCUUGGGAAAAUUCUAGGGUUAGCCUGAUUUAUCCUCUGGGUACCAUAAAUAUAUACAACAGAAUUUAUGAAAAUCCAACCAAGAGUUGUUGGGAUCUUUCUGUCUUUGCAAAGUGGUGGACUGACACCAAUAUUGCAAAGUUUUAUUUUAGAGAUUGUCGUCUCUGAAUGAUUGUUGAUGUUUUUUUAAAUACACCCGAAGGACUCACAAGGAAAGGUAUAAAUAGUAAUCAAGUUCAAAACCUUUUCAAAGUAUCCACAUUUUUCAAGUACUAAGUGAAUAGUCACUGCAAAUAGAACAUCUCGGUCUGGGUCCCACCUUGCAGUGUUACACCAUAAGCUUGCCUCCCAUUCCCAGCCCUGGUGAUAAAGUGGCCCACUGUGUGGGAUGAGCUAACAGAGUGGGCUAAGUGUGAAGUGUACCCCCCCCAGUUGCUCAAGUGUUUGUCUGUAGCCAGAGAGCUAGCAGGAAGUGCAGCUCGGGUGCAUCUCUUCUCGUCUCAUCAAUGCUGCUUUCAUUCUCCCUCGGUGGGGCAAGAUGGAAGCUGUACAAAAGGACCACUGGUACUUCGUGGUACUCAUCUUUCUUCCUUUUCUUAAAGUUGCUGUCCAGCAGAAAGAUGCCAUCACAGUCCAUCUGGAGGAAGGCAUGGUUCUGGACUGUUUGUGCCCCUGGAACGGCAACCUCAGCAUGGUGUCCUGGAAUAAAGUGCCAGACAAGGAACCUGUGGCUGUUUUCCAUCCGGAGUAUGGCGUAGCUUUCUCUCACCAUUAUCGGGAAAGGAUAGAGUUCCUGAGGACAACGCCGAUGGAUGGAAGUAUAUCCAUGAGGAACGUCACUCACCAGGACAUCGGGCUUUAUCACUGUUCUGUUCAGACCUUCCCCCAAGGCCCCUGGACGAGGAACAUUCAGGUGGAGGAUUUAGAUACACCCCCAGAAGAAGACGAUAGCCCACAGCCGCCCACCCCAGAAGAUGUAAGAGUGGACACGGAGCUGGUAGCAGAGCGGAACAACAACCUGACCAUCAAAUGUAACCACGUGCACAACGGCACUGUCUACCAGGUCAUAUUGGAGAAGAUGCCGCACAGCCAGCCUUGGAGCAUUAUCGGAGUGUGUAAGAAGGUGGAGGGGGGCCUGGUGGGAGAAGACUACAGCGACAGGGGGGGGGUGAGCUGUGCAGACAGCCUGGACGUCAGUCUGCAUCUGACAGGCGUGGUGCCGGAAGACAGCGGCUUCUACCGCUGUACCUUUAGCACGGACACAGGAGUGCAGACCACCACUGUGCUGCUCACUGUGGCCCCUCCAGGUGGAUUCAGCCUGUCUAUGUACAUGAUGUAUAUUUACAUCGGGGCUGGAGCUGCAGGGCUAAUUCUUCUCAUGGUCAUUAUUAUACUCGCAGUGAGGCACAGCAGGAAGAGGAACAGGAGAGAAGAGUACAAAGUCAAACUGCACCCAUCUCAGAGUCAGCAAAACCACUAUGAGAACAUCUCUGUGUGCAGGAGUGCAAAGAAGCCCAGGCAGAUCAGAAAUGCUCCAGUGUACGCCAACCUGCAGACAAUACAAUCAUACAAAACCACUGCAGGUUAUCCCUCUGCAGAUUUAAGUAUAAAUCAGCAAAAAAAACUAACAUAUAAGAACAGGAGCUCGUAGUAGUUAUUUUAUUUUUUUAAAAUGGGAAGCAUGCAGGGAUCACAGUGACACUGAUUCAUAUUCAUGGUUUGAAAAGGAAGCAAGAUGGGGCUGACAGAUUGGCUUUAAACAUGUCUUGCUCUUAUUAAUUAAAUGUAGUAUGUACUCCAUAAUUACUGUUGAGGAUAUAUUUGUUUGGGGCAAAACAAUAGUUGACAGUUACCGUCACGCAGAGAGAGAAGACAAAGGCCUGGAUAAUCAUUCUUUUCACUUCCUCAACCCCUGAGUAAAACGAUUGACAAAAGCCUGUAUAAUUGCUCUCCUUUUACUUUCAUCCCUCCUGGUUUCCAUUCAAAGCCUGACAAUGGUGUCUAAUCAUCUAACAGAAAAGAAAAGCAGUCACUCAACGCUGUACCAUCGCAUGAGUCUGUUGCUUUCCCCAAAGGGCUCUGUGUCUUGUAUGGCUGCAUCCUAGUUACAGAAGGCUUAUAUUAUGAAAGCUACUCUAAUGAGCUAAUCCUGCUUAUGUUUAAAACGGCUCUCAUUUGUCUAGUUUAUUGAUAAAAUAUUUUCUUUCUUAUUUUGAAUCAUACAUACAGUUUUUACGCCAAGAUGUCACAGGAUUUCUUCUUUGUAGAUGAUUGCUAAGCUUGCCUAUGUGCUCUUGUAAAUCAGUAUUUAAAGUUUAUGGACGUACCUCGGAGCUGUGUGUUGUUUAUUUGUAAUCUGAUUCAUUUAUCUCCAUAGAAAUGGAGGCAGUGGCAGAGGCAGUAAUGGAUAUGCAGGCUAUCCUGCUAGGAAACAAGACAAAUGUGGACAAGUUAGAAAUAUGGAACUCAAAGAGACAAUAUAGUUUGGAAUCGAAACUUCUUCUCUUUUUUUGCCUUCAUUCUCUCAUCUUGCUGUUCCUGGAAAACAGAACAAGCUGCAAGUUUACUUUUGACUGUGAAACCUGUGGUACUGUGUGGGUGAUCAGCAAUAGUGAAACUGAUGUGUGACUGUAAAUGACUCCAAAUGAAAAUAAAAAUGUGUCAUGACUGCUAA
This is a messenger RNA of Labrus mixtus (cuckoo wrasse), 2723 nucleotides long. It is a transcript of the gene cd226, whose product is annotated as CD226 molecule. Gene Ontology annotation, cellular component: external side of plasma membrane. The transcript has 7 exons. Gene Ontology annotation, biological process: positive regulation of natural killer cell cytokine production; cytokine production; positive regulation of immunoglobulin mediated immune response. The coding region runs from base 588 to 1700 and encodes 370 amino acids. The record is from RefSeq and is a predicted model, not a curated record. Lineage: Eukaryota; Metazoa; Chordata; Actinopteri; Labriformes; Labridae.